This is a messenger RNA of Ixodes scapularis (black-legged tick), 4861 nucleotides long. RefSeq lists its product as uncharacterized. The transcript is spliced from 5 exons. Bases 1 to 2298 code for a protein of 765 amino acids. Lineage: Eukaryota; Metazoa; Arthropoda; Arachnida; Ixodida; Ixodidae. The record is from RefSeq and is a predicted model, not a curated record. Gene Ontology annotation, cellular component: nucleus; cytoplasm. Gene Ontology annotation, biological process: positive regulation of transcription by RNA polymerase II. Gene Ontology annotation, molecular function: RNA polymerase II transcription regulatory region sequence-specific DNA binding; DNA-binding transcription activator activity, RNA polymerase II-specific.
AUGUCACGAUCGAUUUGUCUGUGCGGAAAUUUACAGGGCGACGUGUCCUCGGUGGACAUGGUGCAGGUGCUGCAGACGCAGUUCGCGCCUCUGGCCGAGGCCCUGUGCAAGGCCGUGUUCGACCUGACCUCGAGGGGCGACACGGCCACGCUGGACACUAUCUCGGCCCAGCUGACGGCCGCCUUCCCGGCCAUCGAGCGGCCGGGAUCGGACGUCGUGUACCGGGCCCUGGGGGCCCUUAUCCGGGAGAGGCGCCUCUACCACACGGGCGUCGGGUACCAGGUGGCGGCCCCGGACACGUUCCUGCAGACGUCGCCGUCGCCGGUGCCCACGGAGCGGCCCAUGCUGCUCACCAACGAAGAGGCCAUCUCGAGACUGCACGGCACGCCGCCGACGUCGGCGCCGCACACGACCGACGAGUCGGCGGCCGAUGGCAGCACGCUCGAGCGCAGCGCCUCCAUGAGGCUCCUGGGCACGCGGGACAGGGCCUCGGAGCCCGGCCUGGGCGCCAGGCUGAGCCGCAGCAGCUCGGUGCGGCUCUGCAGGACCACCGUCCAGGACAACCUGCUCAUCACGCCGGCGGCCAGCAAGAGGGCCGGCCGUUCAGAGGCCAGCAACAAACGAGAUGGCCACGGCAAGUCCUCGGUCUUCAGCCGCUGGUUCCGGAGAAGUCGAUCGGAGAAGCGGUCCGAAGCGUCCGUGGCCUCGGCGGCGGGCUCGUCUUCGGCCAAGAAGCAGCUGUCCACCUUCUCGGCCCAGUUUCCGCCGCUGGAGUGGAACGACCCGGACUACGUGCACUACCACUCCAGGGCCACCCAGACGGUCCAGCCGGACGUCCAGCCGUACGCCGUGCUCAAGCCGAGGUCCUCCAGUGCCAACCGCAUCCGCCACUCGAGCAACGGGGACACGCCGGACGCGAGCCUGGACCGCUCCGACCGGCGCUCCAGGAGUUCCAGAGGCUACCGGACUCCGCGCAAGGCCACCAUCAGCGCGGAAGACCCAGACUCCUCGGCGACCCUGUACCGACACCGCAGCGCGUCCCCGGCUCGCCGAAAUGGGUCCCGACACACGCUGACCGGGUCGACGCCCACCUUCCGUCGCCUCCCAUCGACGGCAGAGGUCCGCACCCCACCGGCGUCCAGAAGAGCCUACCGACACCAGCGUGCCCUGCCGCCCUUGCCGGUUGAGAGGCUCAACAACGGCGGCCUCAGACACGAAGAACAGCGCUACAGACUCCCGAACUUCACCAACAACGCGCUGGAGCGGCCCAAGGACGAGAACGAGCCGACGCACAGGGGCGUCACGGAGUACAACAAUAGGUUCAGGCCGCCGCCGCCACCCCUGCACGUCUACGAAGGACGGAGGAGCAGCAUUGCGGGAACCACGCUGGACAUCGACAACGUCGCGUCUACGGGAAAAUUGGACGCGCCGCGACACUCGACAACGUUUUCGAUGAAAAACCUGCAGCAGACGACGUUCCCUUCGGCCAGAGGGUCUCAUAUAAGCGCCGAAGACCUAAAGAAUAUCCAGAAGGCGGACGAGCGACCACACGCGAUCUCGAGCAUCAAGAACUUGCAGUGUGGUCCGAUGGUCAUCAGUAAGCCUCCGCCGCCGGUCGAACCGAAACGAACCACCACGUUUACCACCACGGACACGGUGACGCUAAAGAACAUCCAGAACCUCAAUUCGGCCGCGGACCUUGAAAAGGCGAAGCCGUCGCUGCAGACUCUCAAGAACCUACAGCCUUCGACGAACACGACGACUGUCUCGAUCAAGCAGACCAAUGGGAAUGUGAGAGGCGAAGACAACGUGGACGCGGCCAAAAAAAUCGCCACAAACCUCAUUCUGGAGGAAAAAAUAGAGGCGCAGAGGAACUCAUCGACGCUGCCCGCCCCAACUGGGUCCAUCAAGAAGAUCGUCGAAGAGAAAUCGGUGCAGUCCACCGUGGAGUCAACUGGGAAGUUGGGCAACCUUAAGAGCACAGUGGACGUAAAUAUGGAAGUCGUCACAGAAGUGGGAAGCUCGAGGACUGUGACUAACAUCACAACGUCUCUCUCCCACGCGCUUCCCAAGACAGUCUCCCCCGAAGACACUGGAAGAGCUGUUACCGGUAAGCAGAUCGUCAAGGCACCAAAACCACCCAAGGUGGUUCGGGGCUCAGACGGCACCGUGACCUAUACACCUAUCAGGGCCAAGCUGGCCGAAGCAAAGGCGGCUUUCUUCGCAGACUCCGCCAACAAGGGAAGUGCUGACGACAGUGGUUUCGUGUCGACAUCGCCUCAGCCGGUGCCGGUGUAGUCGGCAUCUCAAACUCAUGAUCAUCGAAGCAAAAAGAUUGUGCUCGAGAAUUUAGCAUAAUAAGGUUGCCCCAAUGAGGCAUACGAGCUUCGUCGAAAUGGGUGUGAGCUGUCUCGAUUGAAAUCACGUCCUGCACGGUGAAUAGGGCCCUUACGUUGAUGGGAAUGUCAAUCCUGAACGAAUGUCACAGACGACAACACCCGCUUUUUUUUUUCGUCCGGUGAUGCAGUUAUCCCUCCGCUUUUUUACGUGACGAAGUUGUUGACAUCUUUACUCUUCUUUUCAUCAUUAUUAUUAUUGUUGUUAUUAUUACGAGCAUGCGACGAAGUCAGAUGGCAUCCACGCGCCGCCUAUCGGGAUGGUUUUCUGUCCAACGUGCAUCUCUAUAUUUCUACACUAACAAAAGCGGCAGUACCUUCGGAACACCGAAAAACUUUGAAAUGCGUUCGAACAUCUUUCUCCGGUUCCCGAAAGGCCCAAAGCGAUGGACUCGCACUGGUAGACGUGGGUGAAUGCACUUCACUCGUCUUUUCCGAGUCCAAGGCAAGGAAGUGCACGCUGCGGCGAAUGACACUGCUUCUGCCUCUCAUUCAGGUUAUGAGGAUCCCACGUAACACCGAGGGGUACGAGGCCGGCACGUAGACGAAAGCUAACGUCGCAAACCUGCCCUUCGGGAAAAUCGAUGGAACCACCAGCGCACCCGUCCAUUAAAUUGACCAUCCUUAAUUGCCAGCUCAAGCGUCAUGAUGACCCGAGGCCGUGUAACUCUAGAUAACAAGACAUUGCUCCAGUUUGCUUCUCUUCAGUUGGACAAAGAGCCCUAGAGGCAACCAUAACGCCGCUCUAAACCUGUUUGAGUAGCCCUAACGUUACCACGGCCGAUGAACGAAGUGCCUUCUUGCCCUGAUCACAUAUAUUUACACACAUAUGGGUUGGUCGGGGAUGAAAACCGCCUUCCCUAUUUGCGCUUCUCUUUGUCUCCAUGGUACGCCCGACUGGAGGCGUUAUUCGUUGGCAGCGAAGCAUCGAGAAGCACUGCCAAAAUUAACUAAUGAUAACUAAAGACAAGCGCGGUUAUACGUCUUAUAAACUUGUACAGGCAGCAUCUAAAGGUUGCGUUAAAAAUUGCAUUUUAGCUUAGACUUCUUUUUUUUUGUUUGUCAGAUAGUGUGAUUUUGGAUUAUCUAGCACCAUCUCGAACACCGCAGAAUGCACGUAGGCACGCACGUUGCAAUUAAACGACCCCUUACAACGAAGGAAUUAACUAAUCCCUACUUACAACGAACCGGCAAGCCUAAGGAAAUGCAAGCGAUGCCUUGUAAGCACGUUACAGAAAAAGGAGGCAGUUCCGUUAUAAUUCGGAGGUCUUAGCAACUGUGUAACCACAACUGGCAACAAAUUCAAGCGGCGUAUUCGCAGCUAUCAUACGAUCUAAUCGGCUGAGAUGCUCGAUUCGACGCAAGCAAUUUUGUACAGCACCCCUCCCUCCUUUUUCUUUCCUUUUUUUUUUUUUUUUUGUCUUGAUUGUAAAGAGCGAGACUAUCGUAUACCGCCGCCGACUCGAGCAGCUAGCUCUCACACUGUCGCGUUGUUUAUACAACUUCCUCCGGUCGCAUUUUUAGCUCAGGUGAAAACGCCUCGCUUCCAAGUGGAAAGUUGUUUUUUGCCCCGCUGGCCACGGGAAAAAUAUUGAACCAGACCCGCUUUUGCACCCUUCGGGGCGUUUUUUUGUGCCAAACUGGCGAACGAAGCUUUCUGUUUUUCCUUGUCCCGGGUGCUCUAAAAACCAUCGUUCCGUGCCAAAACAGCGCAAUUGCGUUUCCUGGUGGCUAUGCACACUUAUGAUCGCAAUCUGCUUAACUUCGUUCGGGCCGGGUUAGCAGCGUAACGAUCCGAUACUCAACGCUAUGUAACAAAUCCUUAUCGAGACCGCCGUGUAAGCUGUCGCUUGCAGACUUUGCAUUUUCUUCGAGUAACAGAACGUUGCCUCGUUCGACACUCUUCUACGAUGUUUAAACUGCUGCACCGUUUACAGUAACUUUGGAUCAUAAGCAAAAUAUGAAAGGAGUGGCUUAGUCGUAAUGUUUCACGAUUACGCAGAAAACCCGAAGUCACGCCCCGCACGUGGGUAUUCGCAACCGAACACAUCUCCGCAGCGCCGUACUCUCUCCUUGGCAACGUCUUUAGUACAGGCGGCUGAGAACGUAUAGUUGAUGCUUUGUCAACAAUUUUCUAUCUCGCUUUCUUUUUUUUUUUUUUUUUGACGAAGAGACGUUUUUAGUUAAAUCAAAAGGUCAUGAUGCCUUCUGUGACCAUCGAAAUGUGUGCGUGUUUUACGUUUCGAAGCAAAGAAGACACUAUGGCGUCGACUCCGUCCAACAAACGUGGCAAUUUCUUCUUUUUUUUUUUUUUUUUGACGUAAGACGUAAUUACUGCCGCCACAUUUCUUUACCAUUGUUUGGCUUCAGAGUUUCUACAACCGUAAAGCAGCACGCUUCGCAUGUAUCGCGAGAUGUAUGAAUGCUGUUUGCAUCGCUGUAAAUAAAAGUUUGAAGUAACAUUA